Clupea harengus (Atlantic herring) is the source of this 1776-nucleotide messenger RNA. RefSeq names its product macrophage mannose receptor 1-like. NCBI's taxonomy places the organism in Eukaryota, Metazoa, Chordata, Actinopteri, Clupeiformes, Clupeidae. The record is from RefSeq and is a predicted model, not a curated record.
GUGUGUGUGUCUUUCAGUUAUUUGUCUGCAGGCAGCUGUGUGUGGGCUACCCUCUCCCUCACAGUCGUUUCACUUUGUGAGUGAGCCAAGGAGCUGGGAAGAUGCUCGGAGUUACUGCAGAGAGAAGUACAACGACCUGGCCACCGCUGGGAACAUGGAGGAGAUGCGCAGGCUUCAGCAGAGCGUGGAUCCCAAGUUCAAUGGUGAUGUCUGGAUCGGCCUGAAGAGGAGCCCACAGCCGCACUGGGUCUGGUCUGUGUCAGGGAGCACCACUCCUCUGUACAGGCACUGGCGACCUUCACAGCCCAGCGGUAACGGUUUCUGUGUUGUGAGUUACGGCAAGGAUGGAUGGUAUGAUUAUAGCUGCACAUCCGAGAAAUGGUUCCUGUGCUACACUGAAAAUAGAUCUCCCAAGUAUGAACUGGUCAGAGAACUUGUGACGUGGACUGAAGCUAGAAGCUACUGCAUGAAAAACUACACGGACCUGGCCAUCGUUGAGAGUCAAGAAGAUGAGAGGCAGGUCUUGGACAUCGGGGAAGGACAGCCAAUUUGGAUUGGCCUCUUCAAUGACCCUUGGGAGUGGAUAGACCAAAGGAGACCAUCACUUCGUUAUUGGGGAGUAGAGCCAGAGAUGGUCAGUAACGGAGAGGACUGUGCUGCUAUGCGGACUGUAGGCGGGGGAAUGUGGUAUACCCAUAUGUGCAAUGUGACAUAUCCUUUUGUCUGCCAGAGAGCAGCUGCAAUAAAACGGCAGUUUGUAAGAUUGGUAGUAUCGACCAAAGAAGAUGUGGAUCUGAACGAUCCUAACGUGAAGGUGGCGAUGUUGGAGCAGAUAAAAACGAAAUUGAAGGAAAAUGGACUUUCCGAUGAUGCAAACCUGCAAUGGCGUGAGAAUCAAAAGGGCAAAGUAUUUAUCAGUCAGGCGGAGGAGAGGAGAGGAGGAGGAGAGGCGGAGAAGAGGAGGAGGAAGACCAAAGCAGCCGAUGAUCUGUAAGGCUUUGGCUGAUCUUGUACGCAAAGUCUGAUGAAGAUCCUGGUCUCAGCACUUAACAGUUUUGAAGAAUAAAAUAUAGCUCUGUUCAUCAGCCUGAUAUUAAACAGUAACUGGUGAUGAUUCCCCCCCAGGUUGAUAUAGUCAGCAUGGAAUGAGAUCAGGUUUCGUAGUUGUGGCAUUGUUUGUUUCAUGAUUAAGCACAUAAAAUGGCUGACAAAUAAAAAAAAAUAGGGCAGGUAUGGCAGAGGUAUUGAUUUAAUCACUAAAAAGCAACUUUAAAUGUCAUGUUAAGCAUCUUUAAAAUAAUGUAUCUCACGAACGGAAAUAAAGAUGUUAAAUAGUUUUAAUUAUGAACAAUGUUAACAAAGAUGAUGUUGCUCCUGGUCACUCAGCCAUUCCUUGCCACUUUAAAAAAAAAACUUUAGGCACUAUGUUCAGGGCCACCAUCACUGUCUUCUGUACUUAAAGUUCAUCACUAGAACAUAUGACUAUAUUGGAAGAAUAAUAGUCUCUAAUCUGAGUGAAAUGAGCAGUUCUAAUAACUUUGCAACCUAGCUUGGAUGGUUCACACGCAAAUAAUAUAUUUUCUUCUGUGCACGUAUACAUUUAUUUCCUUAGUAUUGUAAUUAUCACAUAGUUCUGAUGUAUAGGUCUGUGUGUAUCAUAUGGUGUAUGUGUGUACUUUGAGAGUCUGUAUACACUGACUGAGAAUAAGCACAAUGGAACUUGCUUGUGGGUUGAGCAAUGGAUGGAUAAAUGACGUUUGAUUGUCUUGAUAUCUA